CGAUGACACACGCCCGGCUAUCGCUACGCAACGAAAUCUCAAGAGAGGCCAUCGCGAGCAACCAACCUUCUCGGCGAGAGUACGUACGUCGCGCGAGACCUGCUCGUAAACAAGGCGAUCGGCCCCUCGCGCGCCCGACGACCAAGAACAUGGAGGCAAGGCAGCAUGCCGGCGGCGCGGCCCCGUGCGCCAACGGCUGCGGGUUCUUCGGCGGCGGCGCGGCGACAAACGAUCUCUGCUCCAACUGCUACAAGGAACAGCAGCUGCUGGACCUCAUGGCCUUUGACGGCGCCGUCAUGUCCGGCCUCAGGUCGCUGAGGCUGGCGAAAGCUGGAGGCGUGGAGGAGACGCCCGAGAGGACGGCGGGGGCGACCAAGAACCGAUGCGAUGCGUGCCAGCAAACGGUGGGGCUGCUGGGAUUUGUGUGCCGGUGGUGGGCCACGGCCACCUGCUGCGGGGCGCACCGCCAUGCCGGCGCACACGUCUGCUUCUUCGACUACAAGGCAGCCGGCCGCGAGCAGGUCGCGCGCAAGAACCCGCUUGUCGUCGCGCCCAAGAUGGCGAGGAUUUCUUGUUUCUAAAGAAAAGGAGGUUAAACCCCGGUAUUUGUAUCAAUCGAUGCAGGUAGCGAUCUUUAUUAGUUAUUUUAUAAAGGUAUGACAAAAAUAUACAUCAAUCCAUUCAAAGCCACUAUUCACACUUACAAACUAGAUAAUAUGGAGUGCUCUCACUCCUCAUAUCUAAUACGGUGUCCUCGUCAAUCGAUCAACAUAAUGUAUCAGGACCAACAGCCGGUGCAGCAGGCCUAAAGCGCACAUCAGAUGCACACAUUUUAGAAGCAGCCAUCAUCAUCAGACCACUGAGCAAUCCUCAGGAGAGAGAUCCGCAUCAUCCUUGCCAGUCCGGAUAUUGAAGAUUUGAAUGCUUGCUUCUACCCAUGACAUGUACCUCACGCUAUGCUGACUCUUGCAGAGACGCCCUAGAGAUGAACUGUGAAAUUAGUAUGUA
Triticum aestivum (bread wheat) is the source of this 1008-nucleotide messenger RNA. Its product is annotated as zinc finger A20 and AN1 domain-containing stress-associated protein 10-like. Gene Ontology annotation, molecular function: DNA binding; zinc ion binding. The record is from RefSeq and is a predicted model, not a curated record. Bases 3 to 581 code for a protein of 192 amino acids. The transcript has a single exon. NCBI's taxonomy places the organism in Eukaryota, Viridiplantae, Streptophyta, Magnoliopsida, Poales, Poaceae.